AUGUCUAACAAGAUCGUCAUCGUUGGUGCUGGGUUCGCCGGUGUAUGGAGUGCUUUAUCGGCCAAACGCCUCGCCAGGCUUACAAACAAGGAGGACAACCUUCAGGUACUAGUCAUUGCUCCUGAGUCAUCUUUGAUCAUGCGUCCUAGACUCUAUGAGGCCAACCCGUCCGAAAUGUCUCAUCCGCUUGGAUCUCUUUUCAAGUCUGCAGGAAUAGACUUUCUCGAAGGCACUGCGGAGAAAAUCCAUGCCUUGAGACACACCGUCCAAUUCCGAUCUUCCGAGGGCAUCGAAGCAACUAUCAACUAUGACCGUCUCAUUCUAGCAGCCGGGAGCUCUGUCGUGCGACCUCAUGGAAUCAGCGGAAUCGAGCAAAAUGCAUUUGAUGUUGAUUCCCUGAGCUCUGCCACUAAGCUGGAAGCUCAUCUCAGAAAUCUGGCUUCACUUCCGGCAAGCCCUGCCCGUAGCACAGUCGUGGUGUGCGGUGCAGGGUUUACGGGAAUUGAAGUCGCAACCGAGCUACCUAGGCGUCUACAUCAUAUUCCAGACUAUCGCAUUGUAUUGGUUGAAAAUGCAAAUGAAGUUGGACCGGGGCUUGGGCCAGGUCCGCGUCCUAUCAUAUCUGAAGCCCUGAAUGAGCUGGGAGUCGAAGUUAAGCUGGGAUCUGCGGUGGCAGCGAUCGAUGCUGACAGCGUUACUCUUGCCUCCGGUGAGCGUAUCAAAACAAAGACUGCUAUCUGGACUGCUGGUAUAAGAGCAACGCCUCUGACACAUCAAGUCCCCGGUGAACGGGAUCCCUUAUCUCGCCUUCGCGUUGACCAAAAUCUUCGCGUUCCAUCGGCCCCCGAUGUAUUUGCUACAGGUGAUGCGGCUUGCGCGUUUGCUGAUGAUAAGGGUCAUCAUGCUUUGAUGUCGUGCCAGCAUGCUCUUCAGCUUGGCCGUGUAUCUGGCCAUAAUGCGGCAGCCGAUCUCCUCGGCGAGCCGUUGAUGGAUUACGUGCAAGCUGCAUACAAUUGCUGUCUCGAUCUUGGAGCUUGGGGUGCCGUGAUUGCGGGAGGAUGGGAAAAAGAAGUGAAGGUGACAGGGGAUUUGGCAAAGCGGGUUAAGUGCCAUAUUAAUCAGAAGUUGAUAUAUCCUCCCGAGGACGUUCAGCAGGCACUAGAGUGGGCCAACCCAAUCGGUCCUGAUUCGGACCAGCUAAUGCAGCAGAUACUGGAAGCUGUGGCAUAG
Messenger RNA from Talaromyces atroroseus, 1230 nucleotides. RefSeq lists its product as hypothetical. The record is from RefSeq and is a predicted model, not a curated record. Lineage: Eukaryota; Fungi; Ascomycota; Eurotiomycetes; Eurotiales; Trichocomaceae. Gene Ontology annotation, molecular function: NADH dehydrogenase activity. The coding region runs from base 1 to 1230 and encodes 409 amino acids. The transcript has a single exon.